Messenger RNA from Phycomyces blakesleeanus NRRL 1555(-), 1647 nucleotides. RefSeq lists its product as hypothetical. NCBI's taxonomy places the organism in Eukaryota, Fungi, Mucoromycota, Mucoromycetes, Mucorales, Phycomycetaceae. Bases 1 to 1317 code for a protein of 438 amino acids. Gene Ontology annotation, cellular component: extrinsic component of mitochondrial inner membrane. The transcript has 4 exons. The record is from RefSeq and is a predicted model, not a curated record.
AUGAACACAUGGAGACAGCUUGCAGCGUCUUCUAGAGUCCUUUCUAACAGCGCUAAAACAGCUGCUUAUGCAACAAAAGUCUCUCUUCGUCUCGGUUCUUCUACUGUCCGUCCUUUCCUUCAAAAGCAUGCAGGUUUGUUCUCGCCACCUGCCCCUCCUGUAGAAAAGCCAAUGCUUGGGCCAGACAAUUUAUUUCACAAACUUUCCGAGUCACCUAUUCCUGAAUUGCGUGAACGUGGCAGUUACAUAAGCAAAUACGGUGUCUGCCCUGUCUGCGAUCUUCAUGAUCAUGAACACAAGAAGCCGCCUGUUUAUGAGUGUCCCGAUUGUGGAUACCCUACUCAUUGUAGCGAUGAUCAUUAUCACAAGGGGCGUGAAGCCCAUAAAGAGAUCUGCUCAAUUUUGCGGGAGCAGAAUGAAGACGACCAUGACUUGCGCUCCGGACGUACUAUGAAAGAAUUUGAAUUUCCUAGCUCCCAAGGCUUUGAUGAAGCUGUGAACAUGUCCAACUGGGAUGUGUUUUUCUACACCCGCAGUUUCCCUUCAAUGGAUUCCGAUCGUUCAAUGCGCCACGUCUCCAAACUCUUGACUUACCCUGUUACUGUAGCUUCUAUUCUUCACCAGUCAUGCCCAUACAAGCUUGGAAAAGAGAUUACUCCCGAAGGAAUGCGCUCAAUCUCCGCUUUGAGAAGUAUUCUCUACCCUCGUAAUGAGGUAGCAAAGGAUGGACAGACCAUGAUUCGUACUGAGACCAUCAAUCUCUAUGUUGUGGGUGCUCGAGCUGAAGCCAGUCUUCCUCAACAUAUCUGGCUCCAGCUUGCCUACCUUUUCCCGCAGACUCCAUUCCAUAUCCAUUUUGUGGGACCUGAUGCCCUUCCUCUCAACAAAGAACCCUAUACUACCUCUCUCAACGAGCGUGUCUCGUUCACAUACGACAACAGCUUGUAUUCCGAUUAUCACGAGAAGAUUGACAAGUUUGACCCUUAUACUGAUUUGUUUUUCAUGUUCUCACCUGGAAUCGGACAUUCCACUGCCCGUGAUGGUUGGAAAGAGUCGAUCACAAAGGCUUUGGAAACCAAGUGCUCGAUCUUCUUGACAGGCUAUGACCAGGCUGAUAUGCUAAAUGAUAUUGAGGCUGUUGAGCAGGAUUACCAGGGUGAAUUUGACUGGGUUCUCAAACCAACUACCAACGAGUUCAGAAGCCUUAAACGAGAUGUUAAUCUUGCUGAUCUUCGACAGACCAUCUUUGCCAACUGGGGUAUCUGGGGUAUCCGUGGCAAGCGUUAUGAUGUCACUCACCAACCCGAGGAGGAUUAAAGAAUGAAGUUAACAGCAAAGCAAAAAAAAAGGCAACGAUACGAACAAGUGUCUUAAUUGAAUGGUUGAUUCCACAUAUACACAUACACCCACACUCACACCCACCCACCCACACGUACAUACAUACGCACAAAUCUACACAGACACAAAGAGUAAAAAUUAAUGCCUAUGAAAGGUGUUUUUUAAUGUGAGAAUUUCUUGUUAAAAAAAUUAGAAUAUAAGAAACACCCACACCCACACAUAUAUAUAAUUUUAUAUAUAUACAUAUAUAUAUAUAUAUACAUUGACAUGAAAGUAAACCAAAUAUAUCCGGCCUCUUUCUCUUCUCUU